AUGGCUGACGUUCCUCUUCCUGAAUGUCUUCCAAAGCCAGAAGAACCGACAGCCCCAGCACCACAACAGACUAAGACUAAACACUUACAUUUUUCAAGCUUGACUUUUUACAAUUUGAAUUUUGUUGCUGAAUUCAGUAAAAAUAAUGUUUAG
Messenger RNA from Trichomonas vaginalis G3, 153 nucleotides. RefSeq lists its product as uncharacterized. Bases 1 to 153 code for a protein of 50 amino acids. NCBI's taxonomy places the organism in Eukaryota, Parabasalia, Trichomonadida, Trichomonadidae. The record is from RefSeq and is a predicted model, not a curated record. The transcript has a single exon.